This is a messenger RNA of Humulus lupulus (European hop), 1524 nucleotides long. Its product is annotated as methyl-CpG-binding domain-containing protein 11. The transcript is spliced from 2 exons. NCBI's taxonomy places the organism in Eukaryota, Viridiplantae, Streptophyta, Magnoliopsida, Rosales, Cannabaceae. Gene Ontology annotation, molecular function: DNA binding. The record is from RefSeq and is a predicted model, not a curated record. The coding region runs from base 216 to 1163 and encodes 315 amino acids.
AGAGAGAGAGAGAGAAGUACUCUCAACGGUUUCUAACACCUAUUCUUACCACAAAUAUACAAACAAAGCACAAGCACUAGGCUUUUUAGAGAGAGAAAGAGUUUGUAGUAAGAGAAAGUGCGAGAAGAGGGUUCUUUAUUUUUUUGAGGUUCCAUUUGUGUUAGUUCAAGUUUUAUUUUGGUUUUGUUUGGUUUUGUGGUCUGAAUUUUGCAGGUAUGGACAACAAAGUGGAUGAGGUUGUCUCUGUGGAGCUUCCAGCUCCUCCUGCUUGGAAAAAACUGUUUGUGCCAAAGAAGGCAGGAACACCAAGAAAAACGGAGGUUAUUUUCAUCGCUCCAAGUGGGGAAGAGAUUACGAGCAGAAAACAAUUGGAGCAGUACCUGAAAUCACAUCCUGGGAAUCCUGCUGUAUCAGAGUUUGACUGGAGUACUGGUGAGACUCCUCGGAGAUCAGCAAGAAUCAGUGAGAAGGUCAAGGUAACCCCACCUCCACCAGAAAAUGAGCCACCCAGAAAACGUCAAAGAUCAUCAAUCUCAAAGAAGGACAAGAAAGAGGGGGAAGCUGCUCAUGAAGAAAAUGAAGCACAGGCUGCUGAAAAGAAGGAUGCUGGAGCUGAUGGGGAAAAGGACACUACCCAGGAAAAUCAGGUCGAAAAUGGUGGUAAAGUGGAAGAAAAUAACAGUACUAAGAUUGAUGAUGCUAUUAUUGAAGAAACUAAAGGUGAGAGUGAUACCAAGGAUAAGGAAAGUCAAGGUGAGGAGAAAGAUCAAAAGCAAGAAAUUGCAGAACCAGCUGUAGAUGAACAAUCAUCUGACAAAGCUGUGGCUACUGAGAAUGGAAAAGAAAAGUUGCACGAAGCUGAAGCAGAGAAAGCAAAUGAGAAUGUCCAGAAAGAAACUGAGACUGCUGUUGUACCCGCAGAAGCAAAUGGAGGAGCAGAGAAAGAGAAUCCUACUGGAGUGGCUCCUCCUUCUGAAGGAGAGAUAAAGGCAAUUGAUCCUAGUGUUGUGGCGCCUCCAUCCAUAGGAGAGAUCAAGGCGGUUGAGGUUGAGGAGAAUAUUGAGAAGAAGGAUGAGGCUGUUGUUGAUCAUGGAAAAGUUGACCAUGUGGGGCGAGUUGAUGCCCCACAACAACACCCGGCUCCCGCCCCUGUGAGCUGCUGAAUGUAAUGUGCUAGUGCUACCAUACAAUUUCCCUUGUGCAUUCUGUAAUACCCUACUCAAAGGUAAUUUAUGAAUUGGGUAGCCGCAGGAUUUGAUGGAUGACUGUAAUUUUAAUAUUAAAAUCUAUGUUAGCUUUAAUUGUAUGUACCUUUAGUAGAGUAGCAGCUAGAUUUUGAUGCGAUGGGCAGGAGCUUAAUUGUAGAAGGGGUAAGGUAAGACAUCUUUUGUUGGUCAGUUUCUCUUUUCCUGUGUUGUAGAGUUUAGGCAUAGCUUCUGCACUGUUUGGUACUUUAAUUACAUUGCUGAUGUUGGUGACUAAACUGUUAUUACAUGUUUUUAUCAUAAAAUUUAUUCUAUGUUA